AUGGACGGUACGACAUCCGCUGUAAAUUAUCUUCUCCCACCAACGACUAACGAUUAUUACGAUCAUCAUUCGCUUCAAACUAUACAACCGUUAGGUAGCAUACCUUACUAUCAAUCAGAUGCCGUCGAUUGCUUUUAUGAUCAUCACAAAUCUGACUUUCAGUCGCCAUCUUCUUAUAUUUAUCAUCCUACACAACAACAAUCUUUUGGAUAUGGUCCAUCUAUUUAUGAUAUUCAAUCAUCUCAGCCAUUUAUUCAAGAAUCUAAUAUUCUUCUUUUACAAAAUCAGCCUCGAUUACCACCUGUUUAUGAAUUGUCUCCUCCUUGUCAGACAGUACAACCUUCAUCACUACAAAAUACUGCACAAUUACCACCAAAAGCUUUAAAAAGAGAAGUACAUGAUACAACAUCAACAUCUGAGAAAAAUCACGUAUAUGAAUGGAUGAAAGGAGAUCAAAUUCGACGAAAACAUCGACAAGUUUAUACACGUACACAGACAUUCGAAUUAGAGAAAGAAUAUCGUUUCAGUCAAUAUUUAACACGUAAACGUCGAUCAGAAAUAGCUGCUGGAAUUCAGUUAAGUGAUCGACAAGUUAAAAUUUGGUUUCAAAAUAGAAGAAUGAAAGAGAAACGAGAAAAUCUUAAAUUUAAUAAUGGAGCAUCAUCAACAUCGAAACAACGUCAUGAAUAUUCUUCGUAA
Messenger RNA from Rotaria sordida, 699 nucleotides. NCBI's taxonomy places the organism in Eukaryota, Metazoa, Rotifera, Eurotatoria, Philodinida, Philodinidae. The record is from the annotation of a GenBank genome assembly.